CUUUUCAGUUAAAAUUCAGAGUAUUUUCAAUGUCUUCCUCUCUUGGAACUCACCUACAUAAGAUCAGCAGGCUGGAAUCCAACAACAAGCAGCAGCAGCAGCAGCCAAGAAGAUGGAGCUCAGAGCUUUGCAUGCCGCCCUGCUUCAAGGCUGCAGCGCCAGCAGCCUAUCUAUCCUUAGCACCAUUGAAGAGAAGCAAACUUGCCAAAAUUCAAACCUCGAUUUCACCCAAGUCUCAAGCAAAAAAAAAAAAAAACUCUAAUUUCUCCGAGCUUUCGUAAUCUCUCAAAAUCAAGCUACAGCGCGAAAAUUCCCCGACGAAAAUUGAGUAAAAAUCCCUUUUCCUCCCUCGGAUUUUACCCCAAAUCCAAUUCAUGGAAGCGGCAGCAUAUCCAACUCAUAUUCUUUGCAAAUCCAUCCAAAAUCCAGGAAUCUACCGUCGGCUCAUUCUCUCCUCCACGAUUCGGCUUUUUCCCUCUUCACUUGCAAGAAAAGAUCCCACCUUCUUGUCUCAUUCACCAUGGUUGAUUAUCCAAAGCUGAUGUUUUUAAUCGCUUUCGAGCUUUCUUUGUCGCCCCCAAUUAUUUUUUUUUUCUAGGGAUAUUCUCGCCGAGGAUGAUAUUGGUACCUUUAUCGCCUGGUUUAGAAUAUGCUGUAUCUGGACAUCCCAUGUUGGAAGUUCACUGUGUAUUGCCUCUGCUUUGUCUUGCCCCGUUGGACUCGAUGGCGUUGCAGACUCUUAAAUUUGGUGUUGAAAUCAGCAAUGGAUGCUGUGGAGGAGUGGUUGGAAGAGAGGAGUUGGUAGUGCCGAGCCAUUUGGCAUCAAAUCCUUGUUCAUAUAAUUUGGUUCUGUUGCUUGAGGCCUUUACACGAGGAAGAUGAGGACAAACAAACAGAUAGAAGAUCAAUUCUUAAAAUUGCAUCCUUGCUUGCCUAUAGAAACAAGAAUUGCAAUUAUUGGAGCCGGCCCUAGUGGUCUAUCUGCUGCUUAUGCACUGGCUAAGUUGGGCUACCUCAAUGUAACAAUAUUUGAAAAAUAUCAUGCGGUGGCGGGAAUGUGUGAAUCUGUUGAUAUUGAAGGUAGAAUCUAUGAUCUGGGAGGCCAAGUUACUGCUGCGAACAGUGCCCCUACAAUAUCUUACUUGGCAGAAGAACUAGGAAUUGAGUUUGAAGAGAUGGGUUCACAUAAACUGGCUCUUAUUGACAGCCAAACUGGAACUUAUCAAAACAUGGAAGUGGCAGAUGAUUAUGUAUCUAUUAUGCCUCUGACCUUAAAACUGCAGGACGAGGCAAGUAAGUCUGGUUGUAUUGGAGUUCAUGCGGUAAGUGAGGCUGCGUCUGAUCCAACUCUUGACUUCCUCAAGUUACAUGGUCUCCCCUUUGUGCCAAAGUCAGUAGCAUACGGAUAUACAUCUUCUGGCUAUGGGUUUGUCCAAGACAUGCCAUAUGCUUAUGUUCAAGAAUUCACUCGAACUUCCAUGGCUGGAAAAAUUAGGCGCAUUAAAGGAGGGUACAAGAGCAUGUGGCAAAAGCUUAGUGAUUCAUUACCAUAUGAAGUCCUUUGCAACACAGAGGUCUUAAAAAUAGGCCGUAAUGAUAAUGGUGCCAAUGUAACUAUACAGAAUACUGCUGGUGAACAGAAAGUAUUGGAGUUUGAUAAAAUUAUUAUUUCAGGAGCUCUUCCUUUCAAGAAUGGAAGAAUAUACAGGGGACCUGAAACCAUAGCCACUUUGGAAAGUGAGGUGCUGGAAUUGAAUGAUCUCGAGAGGGAAUUAUUUGGUGUGGUGCGGACCAUAGAUUAUUACACUACUGUUUUGAAGAUUAAAGGAUUGAGACAUUUGCCUAUUGGUUUUUAUUACUUUGCGGAGUUCCUCGAGGAUCCUGCUACAAUUGGGCAUCCAGUGGCAAUGCAAAGGUUCUAUGAAGAUACUGAUAUUUUCCUUUUCUGGUCUUAUGGGAACUCUGGGCACAUCAGAGGUACAACAGUGGCAAAGAAUGUUGUUGAUGUUGUGAAGACUAUGGGGGGAAUUGUUGAGAAAGUUGUCUUGCAAAGAAGAUUUAAAUACUUCCCUCAUGUUAAUAGUGAAGUUGUGAAGAGUGGAUUCUAUGAAAAGUUGGAGUGUGAACUUCAAGGCUUUCAAAAUACCUACUAUGUUGGAGGGCUCAUGGCUUUUGAGCUAACUGAAAGGAAUUCAUCUUAUGCAAUGGCAAUGGUCUGCAAACACUUUACAACUGAUAAUUCUAUGCCGAUUUUUCCAUAUGUGAAGGGGCUGUUUCCGCUUGUAUCCAGCCAGAAGGCUCAAUUUCACAGAGAACUUGGUGAACUUCCAGGGAUAGAGUUCCCGGAACUUCCAACCCUUGACAGUUAUUUAAAGUUCUGGGGAACUCAUAGCAUCACAGAAAACAAAAUGUUGUACUCUUGGAUUAAUGAAGAAGGUCAGGUUGUCAGCCAGAGAUCUUAUUGUGAACUUUAUGCUAAUGCAUCUGUUGUUGCACAUAACCUGAUAGCAUGCACGAAACCUGCUUUGAAGCCUGGAGAUCGGGUUCUUCUCGUUCAUCCCCCUGGUUUGGAGUUUAUUGAUGCCUUCUUUGGUUGUAUGAGAGCCAAACUCAUACCUGUUCCAGUUUUGCCUCCUGAUCCAUUUCAGAGAGGAGGACAAGCACUCCUAAAGAUUGAAAAUAUUUCCAAGGCAUGCAAUGCUGUGGCAAUAUUAUCCACAUCUUCUUACCAUGCUGCUGUUCGAACUGGCUUUGUGAAACAAUGGGUGACAUUCUCAAAAAGCACUCCAAAUUCCUCUGCUCGUUGGCCUGACCUUCCAUGGAUACACACAGAUUCAUGGGUCAAGAACUGUAAUCUGUUGGACUUCUCUGGAAGGGAUGUUGUCUACGGUGAAUUAAAGCCAGAUGAUCUAUGUUUUCUGCAAUUCACAUCAGGUUCAACUGGUGACGCAAAGGGGGUGAUGAUAACUCAUGACGGGCUUAUUCACAACAUCAAAACAAUGCGUAAGAGAUACAAGAGCACAUCAAACACUAUAUUAGUUAGUUGGCUUCCUCAAUAUCAUGAUAUGGGACUAAUUGGUGGUCUUUUUACGGCUCUGGUCAGUGGUGGAACUGCUAUUCUAUUCUCCCCAAUGACAUUCAUUAAGAACCCACUCUUAUGGCUUCAAACUAUGUCCAAAUACAAGGCAACUCAUAGUGCAGGCCCUAACUUUGCAUUUGAGCUUGUAAUUAGAAGGCUGGAAGCAAACAAGAAUAGUGCUCAAGCUUUCGACCUUUCCUCCAUGAUCUUUCUUAUGGUCGCUGCAGAACCGGUAAGGCAGAAAACAAUAAAGAGGUUUAUUGAGCUGUGCCAUCCUUUUGGUCUUUCACAAGAGGUAAUGGCUCCUGGUUAUGGUCUAGCUGAGAAUUGUGUUUUCGUUAGUUGUGCAUUUGGAGAAGGCAAGCCAGUGUUUGUAGACUGGCAAGGCCGCAUUUGUUGCGGCUAUGUGGAUUCUAAUGAUGCAGAUGUCAAGAUUCAUAUAGUAGAUCCUGAAACUGGCAGAGAGCACACAGAGGAAGGGAAGGAGGGUGAGAUAUGGAUCAGCAGUUCCAGUGCUGGGAUUGGAUAUUGGGGCAAGCAAGAACUGACCCAGAAAACGUUCUACAAUAAGCUUGAAGGCCACCCGGGGAAGAGAUUCACAACAACCGGAGAUCUUGGAAGAGUCAUUGAUCGUAAGUUGUUUAUUACAGGAAGAAUAAAAGAUCUAAUAAUUGUUGCUGGUAGAAAUAUAUACCCUGCAGAUUUAGAGAAGACCGUUGAGAAUGCUUCAGAAUUAUUGCGACCUGGUUGCUGUGCUGUCAUUGGUGUUCCAGAGGAAAUUCUAUCUGCCAAGGGGAUUUCGGUGCCAGAAGCGUCAGACCAGGUUGGUGUACUUGUUAUUGCGGAGCUUAGAGAGGGAAAAACAGUUGCCGAAGAGAUUGUUGAUAACAUUAAAACCAGGGUGGCUGAGGAGCAUGGUGUCAAUGUAGCUUCUGUUAAGCUCAUCAAGCCAAAAACCAUUUGUAAAACAUCAUCUGGGAAGAUUCAGAGAAUUGAGUGCCUAAAGCAAUUUGUAGAGGGGACGCUUAGCUUAGCGACAGAAGCUAAGUCUGCUAGAAGAAAACCUCUACUUCGAUCACUCACCACAGGCACUGCAGAUGGACAAAGACAGAGAUCAGUGUCAUUACUGGGUAAAAGCACUUCCCUUCUUCAGUCAUCUGUUGCUGGCAAAGGCAUCGAUGACAUCAUCAUUUUUCUUAAAGGAUUAGUAUCAGAGCAAACAGGGAUACACAUAGAUAAAAUAGAUGCAGUUGAUAGCCUAGUUUCUUACGGUAUUGAUUCAAUUGGAGUAGUUAGAGCAGCUCAGAAGUUGUCUGAUUUUCUUGGAAUUCCUGUUGGAGCGGUGGAUGUUUUCUCAGCAAGUUGCAUAUCAGAUUUAGCUAAAUUCUCAAUGGAUUUACUAUCAAAGUCUCGGCCUCAGUCCACCUCAAUAUCGACUUGUGUUCUUGAAAAUAACAGUGAUCUUCUCCAUAUUGGCAUGGAGGGCUCAAGAUUCGGGCAAAUUGGUAUUGCCCUUCUCCAACUUUUGGCACUUAUUUAUGUUUCUUUCUUGUUGAUUCUUCCUGCUUAUCUCUCAAGCUUAGCAUCUAAUAAUUUACUUACGCUCACCUCAUCGGAGAAAGCCGGGCCAUUUCAAUUUCUUCUUUCUUUGAUUUUGGCUCCCCUUACUUGGAUAUUCUACAUCAUCUUUACAUGCUUUUCCAUCUCAUUGUUUGGGAAUUCUUUCCUUCAACCAAAUUAUGUUCUUACCCCAGAGGUUUCAAUUUGGUCACUUGAUUUUGUGAAGUGGUGGGCUCUUAGCAAGGUUCAAGAAACUGCUGGCAAAGUUUUAGCUGUCCAUCUAAGAGGAACAGUUUUUCUUAGGUAUUGGUUUGAAAUGUUGGGCGCAAGAAUUGCAUCCUCUGUGCUAUUAGAUACUGUGGAUAUUACUGAUCCUUCUCUGGUGUCGAUUGGAGAAGGUGCUGUGAUUGCUGAAGGCGUGUUGAUUCAAAGCCAUGAAGUGAGGAAUGAAGUAUUGAGUUUCCUUCCAAUUUGGAUCGGUCGGAAUGCCUCAAUUAGUCCUUAUGCUGUGAUUCAGAAAGGUAGCAUAUUGGGAGAGGAUGCAAUUGUUCCACCCUUGCAAAAGACAGAGGGUGGUAAACCUGUACUUAAACCAGGGAAAGCCCUCGAUUCUCCAAAGGUAAAAGUCCAAGUGGUAUCCAACAAACAUCUGUCAAGAGAGUUGUUGCCAAUUUUCCACUUCUUGGGUAUUUACACUGUUGGUUUUCUAAGCUCUCUAUCUGGGGCUAUCCUUUAUCUUCUCUACAUAUCGCUCACUAAAUCUUCGCUGCGACUUGAUUAUUUUGCCUUUGUGUGCAUUGCGGGUGCUUUCCACUGGUUACCAGCUGUUAUUACUGCAUAUGCCACCUUUAUUGGCUCAAUUAAAUGUCAUCCAGUGACCUUUGCAUUCUUUGUCACCAUUGCUUAUCUUGGUCAUGGGGUUAUUCUGAGCAUCCUUUCAAGCAUUGUGAAAAUUUUGCUUGGAAAUUCAAAAACUGAGCAAACUAAUUGGACAAUAUGGCUUUCAAACCGGAUAACCAUAGCCUGCCACCAUAGAUUUGCCAAGCUACUAAGUGGAACAGAAGCAUUUUGUAUUUACCUGCGUAUGAUGGGUGCAAAGGUUGGUCAUCACUGUUCCAUCAGAGCUAUCAAUCCGGUGACAAAUCCUGAAUUGAUCUCCAUAGGUGAUGGUGUUCAUCUUGGUGAUUUUAGUAGGAUUGUCCCUGGCUCAUAUUCUUCUUGUGGUUAUGAUUGCGCUAAAAUUGAAGUGCAUGAGAACUCAGUAAUUGGAAGCCAAAGCCUUCUUCUCUCUGGCUCUAUCAUUCAAGAAGGUGUUAUUCUUGGAGCUCUUUCCAUUGCACCAAUGGAUUCAGUUCUUCAAAAGGGUGGAGUUUAUGUUGGUGCUCAAACUCCAACAAUGGUCAAGAACCAUUUGCAUGCAUUGGAUGAAAGGAUAGAAGAGAUGGACAUGAAGUAUAAAAGGAUCGUUGGCAACCUCGCCGGCAACCUAGCGAUCACCACCAUGAAGGUUAAAUCAAGGUAUUUCCAUCGCAUAGGUGUGAGUGGGAAGGGUGUCCUAAAGAUGUAUCAAGACUUGCCUAGAUUGCCUAAGCACAAGGCGUUUCAUGCAGGGAAAUCUUUUCCUGUGAUAAUUCGGCACAGUAAUAGCCUAAGUGCUGAUGAUGAUGCUAGGAUAGAUGCCCGUGGUGCUGCAAUUCGUAUUCUGUUAGAUAAAGGCAAUGAGCAGCAGACUCUCCUUGAUCUUACACUGAAGUCAGGCAAAGCAUUCUAUGCGCGGGCAAUUGAAGACUUUGCUAAUUGGUUAGUCUGUGGCCUUCCAGCAAGGGAGCAGCAGGUGAAGCGAGCUCCACACAUUCGCGAGGCUGUUUGGGGUUCUCUGAGAAACACUAACUCAUACACUGAGCUGCAUUACUACUCAAACAUCUGUAGAUUGCUCAGGUUUGAUGAUGGCCGGGAAAUGUAUGUGAAGUUUAAGAUAAGGCCAUUUGAUUCUCAUAUUGGUGAAGAUUCUGGUCAGGUGGAACCAAAAGGUAUACUCCCUCCAGAAACUGGCGCAAUUCCAAGAGAAGAGAAUGACAAGCGUCCUCUUCUCUUCCUUGCUGAUGAUUUCCAAACAAGGGUGAACUCUCCAAACCAUGUCCGAUAUAUCUUUCAACUACAACUGAGGCCAGUUCCUUCCAAUGAAGCAGAAUGUGAAGUGGCUCUAGACUGCACCAAACCAUGGGAUGAAACCAUGUUCCCUUAUUUAGACGUUGGAGAGAUCACCAUUGAUCAAAACCUCACUGCUGAAGACUCGGAGAAACUCGAAUUCAACCCAUUUUAUCGUUGUCAUGAAGUGGAUGUUAUCCGAGCAACAUCAUCCUCGCAGAGUGCAUCCCUCGAUCAUGGCCGUUCACUCAUUUAUGAGAUAUGCCAGUAUCUAAGGAAUGGCCAUCCUUUACCAGGAUCAUGGCGGAGUUUCAUCGAGCAAUCUGAUGCCAAAGUGGACCUUUCUGGUUGCCCAAUGGCAGCACCAGUUGCUGCAAAUAAUGGUGGUGUGACUCUAGCUAGACCAUGGUACAAAACACUUUGGGCUGCAUCUUUGCAACCAUUACUGCAAAUCUUCAUGCCUUACUUCACCCUAGGGCUGAUCAUCUAUGCGCCUCUCCAAUGGAUGAUGCUCCUCAAGGAAGAGAAGAAACUCAUGCUCCAUUGGCUCAUGCCAUUCUUUUAUGUCGUUUCAGGGAUCAUGGCUUCACUAUUCUGUGCUUUUGCUAAAUGGGUGUUGGUUGGCAGGAAGCUAGAAGGUGAUACGGUGAUGCUAUGGAGCUGGAGAGUGUUCAUGGAUACAGUGUGGCAAGCUUUGAGGACUGUAAUUGGGGACUACUUCAUGGAGAUGACUUGUGGCUCAUUUUUGUUUGGAGUGUGGAUGAGGCUCAUGGGUUCAAAGGUGGAACAAGGGGUGUAUGUUGACUCCAUGGCUGCUGUCUUGAACCCAGAGAUGCUGGAGAUUGAGAGAGGUGGAGCAGUUGGAAGGGAUGCAGUGCUCUUUGGGCAUAUAUAUGAAGGUGAGGGUGGGAAGGUGAAAUAUGGCAAAGUAAAGAUUUGUGAGGGUGGUUUUGUGGGAAGUAGGGCAGUGGCCAUGCCUGGAGUGGUGGUGGACAUUGGAGGCACUCUUAGUUCUCUCUCUCUUGCAAUGAAGGAUGAGAUUGUGAAGGCUAGCUGAAAUGAAGAGAGAUAUAUAAGCAUUUAUUGCAUGUAGGUUAUAAAUUGGUUCCGGUUUUAUUAAGUUAUAUUGGUUGUUCGCCUUCAAGAACAAAGUGGAAUGAUAUUGUAUAUUUCCAAAGGAUUGCAAGAGGUCAGACACUCCCUGUUGAGGUAAUUGGCCUUUUCCUUUGUCAUUCAAAUUCUUCACAUAGGUAAUUGAGAAAUGAUUUUAUUUUUUGUGCUCACAAAGUCGUUCAUAAAAUUUUGGUUUUCCAAGAAUAACAUAAAACAGCUGAGUGGAAUUUGUAUUUAAUUCGUGUUACAAUGCCUUGAGAAGCACCUAAUUUCUUAUGAUUUUACUUUAUUCUACCAAUGGUUAUCUGCUACCUUAUUGGUUUUAAAAUUUUGUUUUUAUUCUUGAACUCUUUCAAGGGCAGUCUUCCUAUUAUUCUGUAGUCUAAUGUUGUGUUUUUUUCUCUUUUCAGUUUCACUUUGAAGUGUGUAGGUUAUGUUCUUUCUUGAAUUUGUGUUCUUUUAUCGUCUUUGUUAUCAGUGUAGUGUUGCUAGAUGCUUUGUUCUUCAAAACUUUUGCAAUUCAAUUUAAUGAAAUUUGCAGACUUCUCAGGUUAGAAAUUCUGAGUGGACGCAAGAACUAAUUACCUUUGCUUGAUUUCUUGAAAGGAUAAUUUCUACUGAUUGCCUUCUCUCAAGUAUGGAUUGGUCUAUAAUAAUAUAAGAAAGGAGUGAUGGAAUGGUAAAUAUCACAGAAUUGGAAAUUUCAUUUGCUAAAGAGGAGAUCAAGAUGGGUUUUCUGCAGUUCUGUUUCCAAUUAUAUACUAGGGCGAAAUGAAUCUAAGCAAUGUAAAUGAGGUGCAGAGGAGUUAGCUGCUAAUCGUAAAAUAGAGGGACGGGAUUCUGUAAAAGUUUAGCAAAUAGUGUGAAACCAUAUAUAGAUAAAUGAUAGAGAAAAUUCAAUGUGCUUUUAUUGAAAGAUGAACAUUUUGGAUUGUGUUGUCAAAUUAUUCUUACAAAUUCUGUUCACAAAUCUGUCAUUGUUCUCGCGUUUUUCUAAUGAAAUGCAUUUCUUAUCUUCAUUUUACUGAUAU
This is a messenger RNA of Dioscorea cayenensis subsp. rotundata (Guinea yam), 8931 nucleotides long. RefSeq lists its product as uncharacterized. Gene Ontology annotation, molecular function: heme binding; catalase activity. The record is from RefSeq and is a predicted model, not a curated record. Gene Ontology annotation, biological process: response to oxidative stress; lipid biosynthetic process. NCBI's taxonomy places the organism in Eukaryota, Viridiplantae, Streptophyta, Magnoliopsida, Dioscoreales, Dioscoreaceae. The coding region runs from base 879 to 7844 and encodes 2321 amino acids. The transcript is spliced from 9 exons.